Molecule: messenger RNA, 471 nt
Organism: Acanthosepion pharaonis
Lineage: Eukaryota; Metazoa; Mollusca; Cephalopoda; Sepiida; Sepiidae
Source: the annotation of a GenBank genome assembly
AUGGAACUGGCUUUAUAUCAAGCUAGACGUAGAGUUGCAUGUAGAAACAAUGGUAAAAGAAAGAUUCGUGUAAGACCUGGAUGCAAAAUAAGUAAACGGUGUCAGGUUGUGUGUCCAAGGACAGACAGACCCAGACGCAAAGGCAACAACAAAAAAAUGUUAAAAGUGAAAAGGAAAACUGUCAAUUCCUGUGACAUUAAACUUGGACCCAAUUUUGUUAAACGAAGGUGUAAAGUAAAUUCAAGUUGUAGGAUAAAGUGUCCAAGAAGAUACAAUUAUGAAGGAGAAUCUCAAUGGCUUGACUACUUUUUACCAAAUUAUGAAAUGGAGGAGAGCAGCUAUAAAUCAAUUCAAUCUCUUCAAAUUCUAUUAUGUUUUUUCAUCUUCUUUCGAACACUUUUCUUUUCAUUUUCUUCUUUCUUCAAAUUCUUUUCUUCUUCUGACACUCUUUUUCACUUCCUCUGGAGCUGA